This is a messenger RNA of Malus domestica (apple), 725 nucleotides long. The record is from RefSeq and is a predicted model, not a curated record. NCBI's taxonomy places the organism in Eukaryota, Viridiplantae, Streptophyta, Magnoliopsida, Rosales, Rosaceae.
AUCUUUUCUUCCAUGCACUUUUUUUUGCUUUUAUUUGUUCUUUCUCUCUCUCUCUCUUCUGUUCUAUUCUUCUUUUAGCUGUUCAUGCCUUUUGUUUUUGUCCAAACCCUAGACUCAUCGAGACUCAGGAGAAAUGCAUCACAGUCAUCACUUUGGUCCAUGUCUGCAUUGCCACCCUCAAAGCUACAUUAGAAUGGUUCAACAUCUUAUUGAGAGAUGCUUGCUACUUCACAUGAAUCGUGACCAAUGCAUAAAGGUACUAGCAGAGCAUGCACGCAUUAGGCCCCUCGUUACGCUUACAGUAUGGAGAGAGCUACAAAAGGAGAAUAGGCACUUCUUCCAAGCAUACUUCCACUCUAUUUCUCCCAGACCUUUAAUGGGCAGUUGUAUUCAAAGGGGGCCAAGAUUUGGAAGAAGGAAACAGCACUGGAAGUGAAUGUGGUUGUUCUGAAACAUAUAUAUGUGUGAGGAAGUUAAACUAAUUAAUUACAACUCAAAACUAGCUAGCCAUCAUUUUGAAUAUCCUAGUUUGUAAUUAUAGCUGAAAAUAAGGUUCGAUGAUUUGGGAAAAUGGAUAAAAUCCCAGUCAAGUAUCAAAUAUUUUUGCUACUCAUGACUUUGUGUGCCACAAAUAUAGGUUUUAACUAGUUUCCCACAAGGGCUGGGGCACUUUUGAAUGGUUUAAAUUACGACUUUGUUUUAAAGAUAGAUUUUACUAUGAUUCA